Annulohypoxylon truncatum is the source of this 1111-nucleotide messenger RNA. Its product is annotated as xylose isomerase-like protein. NCBI's taxonomy places the organism in Eukaryota, Fungi, Ascomycota, Sordariomycetes, Xylariales, Hypoxylaceae. The record is from RefSeq and is a predicted model, not a curated record. The coding region runs from base 212 to 1105 and encodes 297 amino acids. The transcript has a single exon.
UGCGAUCAUAUACGGAUCUGGGGGUCGAGACUGCGCAAUUUCUCGAUGUAAAUCGACAUAUACACUCAGAUGUACGGAUAUCAUAUCUAUCUGUGAGGCAUAUAAAAGGAUGGCCUCAUUACCGACAGAUCGAUCUCAAUGGCGAUACCUAUUAAGCCUCAGAAAAUCUUACUUGAUUAAUCCUAAGCUCUGAGACCAUACACUCUUCGAUAUGCAUCUAUCAACUCAUACUUGGAUGAGACCUGAGCCUCUCGAGGUGACGCUUCGGAGAGCGUCCUCUCUCGGUUAUACGUCAAUCGAGCUCGCUGGUGAACCGACAAGAUACCAUAUAGGCGAAACGCAAGUUCUUUUGAAGAAAUACGAUAUGAGCUGCUGGGCUGUUGUAACAAUAAUGUACGGCUCCCGCGACUUAGCCGCCGUGGAUCCAGCCCAGCGAGAAGCCACAGUUGGGUACAUGAAGAGCCUUGUUGACCUAGCAGCCGGACUGGGUGCGGAGGUAGUGACGUUGGUUCCUUGCACAGUCGGAAAGCUGCAGCCGAAAGCAAGCCCGCACGAUGAGUGGAAAUGGGUCGUGCAGGGCGUGAGAGAGGUGGCGCUCCACGCCGCGGAGAAGAAGGUCCGCGUAGCCAUAGAGCCUCUGAACCGAUUCGAGACGUAUCUGAUCACCAACGUCUCCCAGGUUUUACGACUCAUUGACGAUGCGAAAGUCCCGAAUCUUGGCAUCGCGUUCGAUCCCUUUCACAUGAAUAUCGAAGAACCCGAUUUAAUCGCCGCACUACGCAAGUGCGGCGACAAGCUUUUCGACUUCCAUCUCGGUGAGAACAAUCGUCUUUCCCCGGGAGAUGGAAACUUGGACUGGCCCCUCAUCGUUCAGACGCUGCGUGAGAUAGGUUAUAAGGGUGGUCUAGCUUUCGAGGCCAUGCCGCCUAUCGAUCGGACCCCGAACGGUGGCUUCGGGUCGGAACAGAUGGAAGCUGAACCGUGGGAGGUGGAUGAAGGUACCUUGCAGUUCUUGAAGGACCAUGCUAGCGGUGUCCUAAGAGACGAUUUCUACACCAAAUUGUUGGCACGAUCGGCGGAAACGAUAUUGCCGCUGAUCAAAUAAGAUAUA